GUCCCGCCCCACACGUCUCUCCCCACCCUUCCGACGAGACGUGAGUUUCGGCUAAACCAGUUAGCCGAAUUUUGGUGCUCUAACACCAAAAUUCCUCCACAGUUUUCUUCUGAGACCUGUGGGUUAGGUUAAUUUUCAAGUUCCCUUUCUUCCUUCGCUGCCCCAAAACCAUGGGUAGUUUUCUGUCAACCCAAUACCACAAUCUACUCUCUCUUUCACAUUCUCUCUCUACUCCAUUCUAUUAUCCUCUCUUCAAAACUCUGAGAUUCUCCUGAGUUUAAGCAAUUUUUUCAAGGUUUAAUUAGUUUCUAUAUUUCUGGGUUUGAUUCAAAUUUUUUAAAUUGUAAAAAAAUUGGAGGAGGUUCAAUUAAAAUUUAAUGAAACUCAGUAUUAGAGUUACUUAUGUUCUUUAGGGUUUGUUACUUUGUUAGAGUUUGUUAGUAGAUUAUUAGAAUUUGUUACUCAUUGUUAGAGUUUGUUAUGUAUUUUAUAGUCGUACAUUGGGUCUAUAUAUACAGACUUUCCUUCAGUGAAUUAAACAAGUAAGAAUCAAUUUGCUCUUAGAGUUCUAAUAUGGUAUCAGUUGAGAAAUUUUUUCUUGAGAGUUCCUCGCUGUAGCUGAAGAAAUCAAAGGCUGCACUUAUGGCACGUUCUUCUGCUUCUCGUUCUUCUUCUUCCAACUCUCAGGGAAAGAAGAAAGAACGUCUUUGCACUCAUUGUGGACUUCAUGGCCACAUAGUGGAUCGUUGUUACAAACUUCGUGGAUAUCCACUUGGCUAUCUAACUACCAGCGGUCGCAAUUUCUCCUCAUCGCCUCUUUCCAAAACGAUCAAUACUUCUUCGGAGUCUUCGUCUGUUUCUUCACCUGUUCCUGAUUCUUUGGCUGGUCUUAAUGCUGAACAGUGCCAAGGCCUAUUAAGUCUGCUACACGCACCAGUCCAAAGCUAAAGUUGGUCCUGAUUUGGACCCUGGCUCUUCACAUGUAGCAGGACAAGUCCACUUUGAAGAAGAUUGGCAAGGGUAAUCUCUGGCAUGGUCUCUCUGGCAUGGUCUCUGCAUUCUUGACAUGGCUCGUUCAUCCCCUAUUGCUCCUCGUAAUGUUUGAAAUGUUGUUUGUUUGUCCUUUGUUACUAAUUGGCAUGCUAGGCUAGGCCACCCAGCUGAGAGACAUUUAUCUGUCUUACAGACUGUUUUGCCCUUUUUAUCGUAAGGUUGAUAUGGUUAAUAAUCCUUGUUUAGUUUGUCCAUUGGCUAAACAAAAGAAGUUGUCAUUUGUUUCUCAUAAUUCUGUGGCAAAUCAUCCUUUUGAUCUUGUUCAUUGUGAUAUUUGGAGACCUUAUCAAUCUCCUACACAUGCUAGUUUUCGUUAUUUUCUUACGAUCAUGGAUGAUUUUUCUAGAUACACUUGGGUUUUCUUAAUGCGACAGAAGUCUGAUGCAUUGAUGUUAGUUCCACGUUUUUUUGCUCUUGUUAAAACUCAGUUUGCAAAGACCAUUAAGCAGUUUCGUUCUGACAAUGCUCCUGAAUUGGCUUUCACUGAUUUUUUCAACACUAAAGGAGUUUUGCAUCAAUACUCUUGUAUUGCUCGCCCUGAACAUAAUUAUGUUGUUGAAAGAAAGCAUCAAAUUUGUUAAAUGUUGCUCGAUCCUUGUUUUUCCAAUCUCGGGUGCCUAUUAAGUUUUGAGGUGAAUGUGUUCUCACUGCUUGCUUUUUGAUUAAUCGUACUUCAUCUCCUUUGUUUCAUUUGAAGACUCUCUUCGAUUACAUGGUUGCAUUGCUGAUUAUUCAUCAUUACGGGUUUUUGGAUGUCUCUGUUUUGCUUCUACCUUGACUACUCAACGUUCUAAAUUCCAUCCCCGUGCUAUUGCCUCUAUUUUUUUUUUUUUGAGUUAUCCUCAAGGCAUGAAAGAUUAUCAUUUGUAUGAUAUUGCACGUGGUCGAAUUUUUGUUUCUCGGGAUGUUGUAUUUCAUGAGAAUAUUUUUCUGUUUCAUACUAUUCCUCAUGAUGGUAUUAAUGUAGAUCUUUUUCCUGCUGUUGCUCUUCCAAAAUCUUUUGAUUUUCCAACUAAGCACAUGGUGGCAGAAGUUGAUUUGAGUAAAGAAUCACUACCCGUUGGUCACAACGAUUUUUCCCUCCCUGAUGUAACUACUUUAACUGAGGAAAUUUUGGUCGCGUCCUCCCCUAAUGCAUCUAUUUUGGCCCAUGGUGAUUCUGUACAUAUUUCUAAUCCACCUACUGAUGUUCCUGUGCAUAUUUAUGCUUCUGAUGCACCUUCUUCGACUUCUACUGAUACAUCAAUUGGUAUUUGGAGAUCUUCCAGGGAUGUCCGUCGGCCAUCAUACCUUCGGGACUAUCAUUGUAGUCUUGCUCACUCUAAUGUUUUGGCCUCUUCUCCUUUGAAGUAUAAAUUACAAGAGUAUUUGUCCUAUGAUAAGCUCUCACCUGGUUAUAAACGGUUUAUUCUCAAUGUAUCUACUCAUCAUGAACCUUCUUUUUAUCACCAUGCAGUCUCAUACUUUCACUGGCGUGAUGCCAUGAAUGCCGAGUUGCUUGCCAUGGAAUCUAAUAAUACUUGGUCAGUGGUGCUGCCUCCUGGUCAUCAUUCUAUCGGCUGUAAAUGGGUUUACAAAGUCAAGCACAAUCCUGAUGGAUCCAUUGAGCGCUACAAAGCAAGAUAUUACAUUUGCUGUUCACAAGCUUAGCUAGUUUGUUGCUCAGCCAAACCAGUCUCACCUUGAUGUUGUCCAUCACCUUCUUUGUUACUUGAAGGGUUGUCCGGGUCAAAGGAUUUUGCUAUUCUUGUCCUUCUUCUUUCCAAAUACGAGCAUUCUCUGAUGCAAACUGGACUUUCUGUUUGGAUUCUCGUAAGUCAACUACUGGUUUUUGUGUGUUCCUUGGGGAUUCUGUUGUUUCUUGGAAGGCUAAGAAACAAAGUACUGUUUCUCGUUCUUCUGCUGAGGCAGAGUAUCGUGCUCUGGCUGUCACUACAAAUGAGAUUAUUUGGCUUACUCAUCUUUUGAAGGACUUGCAGAUUUCGUUUCAACAUCCUCUAUCAUUUUUUGUGAUGAUCAGGCUGCCAUCGAUAUUGCUUCAAAUCCUUCAUUUCAUAAACGUACGAAGCACAUCGAGCUUGAUUAUCAUUUUAUCAGAGAUAAGAUUGUCGAUGGGCUCAUUAAACUUUUGCCUAUUCGGUCUGAUUCCCAGCUGGCCGAUAUCUUCACCAAAGCUUUGCUCAUUCUUCCUUUUAUCAUUUACUUUCCAAGAUGGGUGUUUCAAAUAUUGUUUCCCCAUCCUGAGGGGAGGAUUAGAGUUUGUUACUUAUGUUUGUUAGGGUUGUUACUUUGUUAGAGUUUGUUAGUAUAUUAUUAGAAUUUGUGACUUAUUGUUAGAGUUUGUUACGCAUUUUAUAGUUGUA
This is a messenger RNA of Momordica charantia (bitter melon), 3416 nucleotides long. The record is from RefSeq and is a predicted model, not a curated record. NCBI's taxonomy places the organism in Eukaryota, Viridiplantae, Streptophyta, Magnoliopsida, Cucurbitales, Cucurbitaceae.